Molecule: messenger RNA, 5881 nt
Organism: Caretta caretta (loggerhead turtle)
Lineage: Eukaryota; Metazoa; Chordata; Testudines; Cheloniidae
Gene: SLC31A1
Product: solute carrier family 31 member 1
Biological process (GO): copper ion transmembrane transport
Cellular component (GO): membrane
Molecular function (GO): copper ion transmembrane transporter activity
Source: RefSeq, a predicted model, not a curated record
CGGAUCGCGCUGCCCAAUGGGGCGACAUCCCGCCUUCCAGGGCAGGUCCCAGCUCCGAGGCCACGUCCGAGGGGCGGGGUCUGCAGCCCUGGAGCGGUCCGGGGCGGCGGAUGAGUGUCGUGUCGGUGGCCGGUCCGGAGCGGCUCCCACUGUCCUGCGUGCGCCAUCAUUGACAAGUCUGCAGUAAAGAUGUCCAGCCACCACACAAACCAUGUGAUGAACAGCUCCAUGGAAUCAACCUCUGAGCAUUAUCAUCUGACCUCGGAACAUCAUCACCCUACAACAUCACCGGGGCACAAUCAUGGAGAAGGGAUGAUGAUGAUGGACAUGACUUUCCACUUCAGCUACAAGAACGUGCCGCUGCUGUUUUCUGGAUUGGUGAUCAAUACAUCUGGAGAAAUGGCUGGUGCUUUCGUCGCAGUCUUCUUCCUAGCCAUGUUUUAUGAGGGCCUCAAAAUAGCCCGGGAGAGUCUGCUCCGUAAAUCACAGGUCAGCAUUCGCUACAACUCCAUGCCUGUCCCGGGACCAAAUGGCACCACUUUGAUGGAGACGCACAAAACAGUCGGACAACAGAUGCUGAGCUUCCCUCAUCUCCUGCAGACAGUGCUGCACAUCAUACAAGUGGUGGUCAGUUACUUCCUCAUGCUGAUCUUCAUGACCUACAACGCAUACCUCUGCAUAGCCGUGGCAGCAGGCGCAGGCACUGGCUACUUCCUCUUCAGCUGGAAAAAGGCAGUUGUUGUGGAUAUCACGGAGCACUGCCAUUAAUGCUGGACACAGUGUCAGAGCCUCUCUCUACCCCUUCCCUCACUCUAACUGCAGUCACCAGGAGAAUGGGGAUCAUUCCCCGGCUGACUGAGAAUCAACAAUAACCACGAAAAUCAGUGUGUGUUGGACCACCAAUGUCCUAGUCAGGACACUGCCUGGGCAGCUCACAGGGAUUCCUGGUGUUGGGGAUUUCCCGCCAAGCAACCUGGCACCCACACUAGAUGGACCAGCUCUUGAGGUUACACCAGAGCCACCCUUGACCACAAUUUAUGUUGCAUUUGUAGAUUGUUCCCUGACUGAAAUUACAUAGCAAGUAGAAAUUUACAAGAUUAUUGAAAUGUCCUUUUAAAACAUUUUAUUUUUAAAGAAUAAAUGCUCAGAUCUGGGGGGUUUUAUUAAUGUUCGAUAAAGGCGCCAGUAUGUGACAAUGGCUGUUUUAAUUUUCUAAAAAAAUCUGUGCUUAAUGCCUGGGGGAGGGAGGCGGGGAUAUGACUGACCUCUGGGCCAGCCACAGCCUCUGGGACAGUUUAUAGAAAAUUCUGUCCACAAAAUUACAGAGUGCUGCUGGUAAAUCACCAGAGGCCUAAUGGGCUCAGGUCUGCUCCGAGAAGUGUGCACCAUUCUUAUUAACUCCUGUGGGCAUGUUGUAUCUAUGUGUAUCUGGGCCAGCCUGUGGCCACUUUCAAGCAUACAGGUGUGUCUAAUGUUGCUGGUUUUCUGCUGUAUCCUUGCUCUGCUCAGCUAUGAACAGCAGGAACAUUUCAAACUGGCCACUUUGGCUUACUGAUCAUGGAAAUGUACUCCCAAAUGCAAAUCAGCAAUCACAUCUUUAAGUAGCAGAAAGAGACUUUAAAUAAAGCAUUGAAGCCCUGCUGAUUUCAUCUCGAUUUGCAGCCAUGUGCUGUUAGAGACUCAGAUUUGUCAUUCCGUGAAAAUUGUCAGCAGCUGGCUCUAUUGUUCUGACUGUUUAUAAUAUUGUGAUUUCUUUUUUCUUUCCGGUUAAACCAAGUAACACGAAGAAAGCUCCUCUGGAGAGGAGAUUCCUUGGCUGGCAGGUAAAGAACCAAACUUGUAUAGGGAGGAUAUAGCAGCCUUAAAACUUGCUCCUCUUAGAUGAGGGUUGGGGGAUAAGAGACUGUAGGGUCAGUAAAAGGAAUUUCAACCCUGAGGACUCUUCUUUGUCAUAAUCACCAAACCUGGAACUUCUCAACAUGGCUGUGCUGGAGCAACCAAUGCCAAUGUCAGAGCUGGAUAGCUGGAUAGCAGCCAGAAGAGCGCUUCCCACCCUCCAGCCAGGCCCCUCGUGCUAGGAGCCCAACAGAUCUCACAAACAAGGCAGGGUUCAGGUCUUGCUGGGAGAUCCCUGGCAAUACCCAGGUGCUGUGGGCAGCAGGGUUGAUUCAAUAGUUGGUGGUCUUUCCUCUGAGUCACAGCUAAACUGUGUAACUAGGGAAUUCUGUGUUGCUAGGGUGCUAGAGAUGAGAUGUAAAGUUGAGUUCCUGACCGAUGGUUAAAGAGCCCUUGUUUUCUGGGUAGGAGGUGGGCUGUUAGCUGAGUGUGAUGGCCUGAUUCUGAUGGGAGAAAUGCUGUUCUGCCUCCUCAAAUCCCCCUUGCAGCUUCACUGUUUAUUUUACCCCUUAUCUCCUGUCCUAAGUGGUCGUGUGGUGUGAAAUGGCUGCUCAGGUUCUUGACAUGAUCUCUGUAUAUUGUUGGUUCUCAUACUGUGGCGUAAGGACAAUCCUGGGCCCUUGGAGCCCUUCUUGACCUGGCUGUGGGAAAGGUGGGCCUGGGUCUCUCCCAAAGAGUGUCAUGGAACGAAUGGGAAAGUUGGAGAACUGCUGCUAUUCAGAGCUGAUUAGCUCAUUUGUAAAAUACUUUGGGAUGAAAGAUGCUACAGAAAUGCCAUUUGUUAUACAGACCCUGAAUGUGAUGUGAGAGGCAGGGCUGUGUGGUCUUGAGCAGCCUGCCACACAAACUCUACUAUCCCCAGAUGCUCUGAAAUUAAAUAAAAUCACCAGAGGGUGAGAAAUGGUAGAGGCAAAGAAGAAAAAAAGCUAGUUUGGCCCAGGGGAUGCAUGGUCAAUGCGGCCUUAGAAUCAGUCCCAAGAUGAACUCCAGCUCAUGUUCUGGUCGUGUCCAAAUAGCCACUGACCUCUCAGCACAUUGUGGUUUGCUGCUACUUUAAGCAACUGCUGACAGCAGUUAAUGUCCCAGAAAGCUAUGGGCUCAGCUGUGAUGCACUGGCAGUAGCGUUUCUUUUGUCACUGUGCACUCCUUGUAGAGUCUCUAAGUGCCUGAAUCGCUGGAGAGGAGGAGGACAGCGCCAGGACUGGUGGGUGAUAAAUGGAGCUGGGGGGCGGGGUAUAGGUGGGAGAUUAUGGCAAGAUAACGUGAGAACUAGGCUGCAGCAUAUAAACAGUGUGUCCUUUUGAGAAGAGUAUCUCUACGUUCACAUGCUCUGGCAGCUUUCAGUACAGAGAGAGACAGAGAGUCCAAAGCUCCCUUAGCCUGUAAGCUGUCUGGGGCAGGGUGUGUGAGCAUGUGCAGGCCUAGUACAAUGGCUCUCUGAUUGGGUUCUCGAGGUGUACUGCCCUACAAAAGCCUACCUUCCUCUACAGCAUUUAGAAGAAAACUUCAGAACUAUCAUGCAUUGCCACUGGCAGGCCUACUGCCCUGAGCUCUCGUUGCGAUCACCCACUCUUUCAAAAAGCUGGGACCCUGGUUUGAUGAUACAAGGUAUUUGUGCUUUUCAUCUUUGUAGAGCAGCACAAACUGGAGCAAAGGGAGACUAAUCUAAGUCAAACCAAAUGUCUACCCCAAAAUCAAACACCCACUGAACUUAGUUGCAGCUCUUGAUGUUUCAUGUAGCUGACCAACAUGUGAAUGAAAAUCAAGGGGAUCAGAUAUGACCACCCCUUCUUGGAUUUUGAUGGGAGAUAAGGAAGACCUCUGGCUCCAUUCUUCCAUGCCUGGCAGUGCAGGUUUUUCCCUUUACACUCCUGGUGUUUUCCAGACCCAAAUAAAUGUUCAAGAUGAUGUGGGAGGAGUGGCCUCCUGAGGAGUAACUAAUGUACAGUGAAAACUAGGUAGGGUACAGUAGUGCAGUAAAGUUCCAGCCAGACUGAUGUCCUGCCUCCAGCAAUGGCCUGUACCAGCUGCAUCAUGGAAGGAAAAAGCCUCCUAAUAUACUUCAAACAAUUCUCUCCUGCUAUAGCACUUCAGAGGGGGGAUUGUGUGUGUGUGUGUGUGGGGUGGGGGGGUCCUUUCUGCCCCCCAGUUCCAUGUCCUGAAGUUUGAGUAACUUCAGUGCUUUUUGGCAAAACCUAAAACAGCUGAUGACAGGGUCUGGUUUCUAAUCCUUCUACACACUGACCCUUGAGCUUAGUAGCAUGAGUGCAUUCCAUAGUUCAGCUCUGUGUGAACCAGUCUCCUUUGAUCAGUCUAGAGAUGUUCCUUUUUCUUAUGGGACGCAGUGACUAGGUGGUUUUCAUGCCGAUGUUGGUUAUUUCAUACACCCUUAGACAUAGACUCUUUCCAAACGUGACAACCCCCAGCUGCUUAAUCUUUCCUCACCCAUCACUCCUUCUAGCCACAUUUGUGGCUCUCAGUUUCAGGUGAGCAAAUUAACCUGUGUUCAUGGGGUGUAUAAUCAUUGUGUUAUCCAAGCAUUGUGACACUUCCUAUACAAUUCUGUCCCUUGUUCUGUUAGCUUUUCUAUCAUGUUCUGGGACAUAGCUACAGGUCUUCUUAGGAAAAAGAUCCAGCAAGAACAAUCUUAUGUAUAUUAUGACCUUCAUCUCUGCAUGCCUCCUCCUAUGCUAUAGGACAGGACAGUGCUAUUAUCCCUACUUUACAGCUGGGGAACUCAGGCCCAGAUCCACAAAGGUGUUUAGAGUCCUAACUUCCAUUGGAAUCACUGGAAGUUAGAACCCCACCUACCUUUGUGCAUUUGGGCCUGAGGGCCUUGCUGAAAGUCGCAUGUCUAUGGCAGAGCAGGAAAUUGAUCCCAUGUCCCUGGUAUCCCAAGCUAGUGCCCUAACCACUGGCCUAUUCUUCCUCUUGCUGUUUAUGAAAUGUGUAACUCUUUGGAAGCCAGCUAGUUGGGUGCAUGUGACAUGGAAACUGGUUCCCAGUGUUCCUGAGCACUGGUAUGGUUCAGACUCAUGGGGUCUCGCUCCUUAUUCUCUCUGCCUGGGCCUAUCUCCUCAGACUCCUGUCUGAAUGUGACGUUACUCACCCUCCACUCCCUCAGGUUGGGGAGUUUGGGAGAAGGCAGUUUGCAUUUGAGAGCAGAGGGGCUGGCACUGGCUCAAGUGGGUGAAGUAUGUUCUGGUGCUAGUCAAGCCAAGCCAAGGCUGGGAGAGGAAGAGAGGGGCGCAUCGGUAAUGAGUACAAUUCAAAACUACUCUUCCCCAUCCCCCAUACAUGAAUUGUGCCUGUCUACCCUACCCUGGCUGCAGCAUGCUUUCUCAGCUUGAUGAGACUCUGCUCUCUCACAAUCUCCACAAACUUUACUAGCCUGAAUCAUUGCGUUUCACAAGUUUGCUAAGAGUGGCCAGGGCCAAGUCUUAACCUUGAGGCUCACUUAAUGAGUGUGCCCCUAUUAUCUCUGUGGGCUUCUCAUGAGCCUUCAAUCCAUGGCCAGUUUUUACCCUUUGUGGUUAAAUGUAAAUUGACAAUCCAGUGGUGUGUUUAUAAAAUAAACUGACAGAGCCACGUCCCUCACUGGGUUACAAUCUCCACAUGGUACAUCAGUCCUAACAUCCCUGUGUUCCUGGCCCAGGCUGGUUGAUUUGCCAACCUCCCUAGAGCACCUUCUAGUAACACCCCUUUUCCUGCCUGGAAUCUUUUGCAGGAGUGUUUGAGGCAGACCUCCUGAUGCUGACAUUAGGCUUCUAUUGGAGGAAAGCCUCCCCCUCCAAUGACGAAUAAUUGUUCUUAAAUGAUACAUGUAUUUAACAUGCUGAAAGAUAGUGUAUGGUGGGCUGUAUGCAAGUAUGUUGUUUUCAGACUGUACCUCCUGAUUGUGACCUUGGAUGAAUUACAGAGUGUUCACUCAUCUCCUAGGCUCUGAAUUCUGUUGCAAAUAAACUGUCUUUUUGUUGCUUUUUUA